This is a messenger RNA of Phyllotreta striolata, 2152 nucleotides long. The record is from the annotation of a GenBank genome assembly. NCBI's taxonomy places the organism in Eukaryota, Metazoa, Arthropoda, Insecta, Coleoptera, Chrysomelidae.
GAAAAAUAUUUAUACUGGCGGGUGGUGCGGUAUCCGGUAACAACAAUCAACAUUGAGUCGUUAGUAAUUGUUUAUGCGCUAUUUAUUUAUUUAUUGUUGGCUCAGCGUUGAUAAAUAAUUCCUAAUCGUACCGGUGAGGUGUGUUAGGUAUUGACUUUGCCAGUAGAAAAAGGAGUACAUACAUUCAUUCUUAUCUUCUAGUCAAAUUUAUUACCAUUUGUUAAGUAUUAUUUGUCUUAUAAGUGUUUAAAUAUAUUAUUUUUUUCUGUACAAUGGGCGAAAAUAGCCAAAAAAAUCAGUUAAACGGGCCUAUUAUUGUCAAUAGCGUCGUGCCAAAAAAUCGCCAAGAAUUAAUAAAAUGGAACGGAUGGGGAUACAAUGAUUCGAAAUUCGUAAUCAAAGGAGGAUCUGAAGUAUAUUUUUCUGGAAGAAGAUACCCCAUAGGAGAGCAAAGGCUCCCCCACAUAUACGGUUGGGUGAAGGACGUUUUCGAUGUCGAUUUAUCGACGGCAGUGCCCAAGAAAUUCAACGAUCUUCCCGAUGAAAAAGCUUACCCCAACCUGAACGUUACCCCAGAGAUACUGGAAAAAAUUUCGCAUUUCAACAUAUCUUUCUCCACAAAGGUUAUCGAUAGGGUGAUAAGAGCCCACGGUCAAACGUUGCACGAAAUUUAUACACUUCAAAACUCAGUAUUUCCUCGAAUACCGGACGUUGUAAUCUGGCCCACUUGCCACGAAGAUGUGGUUAAAAUAGUCAACUUUUGUCACGAAAACAACAUCGUAAUCAUUCCUUAUGGAGGAGGUACGGCCGUAUCCGGAGCACCGGAAUGCCCUCCCGACGAACAACGGACCAUCGUAUCUCUGGAUACCUCACAGAUGAAUAGAAUAUUGUGGUUGGAUAAAGAAAAUCUAGUCGGCUGCUUCGAAAGCGGCAUCGUAGGUCAAGAUCUGGAAAGGGAACUGAAAGUUCUGGGAUUCACCACCGGCCACGAGCCCGACAGUUACGAAUUCUCCAGCUUAGGCGGUUGGAUAGCCACUAGAGCUUCAGGCAUGAAGAAAAACGUGUACGGCAAUAUUGAGGACCUCCUGGUGCACGUGAAAAUGGUCACCCCCAGGGGCACUUUGGAGAAGAGUUGCCAGGCGCCUCGGCUCAGUUGCGGCCCCGACUUCAAUCACUUGGUACUGGGAUCGGAAGGAUCUCUGGGCGUCAUUACUGAAGUCGUGUUGAAGAUCAGACCGUUGCCCAAGUGCCAAAAAUACGGUUCCAUUGUGUUUCCUUCGUUUGAAAAAGGCGUCGAAUUUAUGCGAGAGGUGGCGAAAAGACGAUGGCAACCGGCCUCGAUCCGGCUAAUGGACAACGAUCAGUUCAAAUUCGCUCUCAUCCUCAAACCGGAAUCCUCGUACUUCGCUCACGCCUUGGACGCCAUCAAGAAAUUCUACGUGACCACCAUCAAAGGCUUCGAUCCGAACCGAAUGUGCGUCAUGACCUUACUCUUCGAAGCGGACGAGAAACAAGUGGAAACCAACGAGAAGAAUUUGUACGAUUUGUGCAAAACCUUCGGGGGAUUCCCGGCGGGCGAGACGAACGGCGAACGGGGCUACAUGCUGACGUUCGUCAUCGCCUACAUAAGAGACCUCGGGCUCCAGUUCGAAGUCGUGGCGGAAUCGUUCGAGACCUCCUGUCCCUGGGACAGGGCCGUCACGCUCGUCAGGAACGUGAAGCACGUGGUGGCCGACGAAUGCCGGCUGCUGGGCAUCACGCGCUUCCUGAUCAACUGUCGCGUCACCCAAACCUACGACGCCGGUUGCGUGAUCUACUUCUACUUGGCGUUCAACCACAGGAACGUGGGCGAUCCGGUGCGGUUGCACGGCAGGCUGGAGACGCGCGCCCGCGAGGAGAUCGUGUCGAGCGGCGGCAGCGUGUCGCACCAUCACGGCGUGGGAAAGUUGCGGCGGAAGUGGUACGGCAGUACGGUUUCGGAGGCGGGCGUGGGCCUGUACAUGGCCGCCAAGCGGCAGCUGGAUCCGAAGAAUAUCUUCGCUACCGAUAAUUUGGUGACGCAGGCUAAAUUGUAACGCGUUUAUUUACCGCGAGCAGUCGUAAUUCUAUUUGUAAAGACGAUUUUUCAAUAUACGGUGUUCAUGUGUGUUUA